Messenger RNA from Cladophialophora immunda, 1755 nucleotides. RefSeq lists its product as uncharacterized. The transcript has a single exon. NCBI's taxonomy places the organism in Eukaryota, Fungi, Ascomycota, Eurotiomycetes, Chaetothyriales, Herpotrichiellaceae. The coding region runs from base 47 to 907 and encodes 286 amino acids. Gene Ontology annotation, molecular function: fatty acyl-CoA hydrolase activity. The record is from RefSeq and is a predicted model, not a curated record.
CUUGCACCUCCGUUCGGAUCGCAUAGAUAGAUGAUGUGCUGCUAACAUGUCGACCCAGCGCGCGAUCUGGCGUGCCUCUCGGGCACUUGCUUCCUCGAGCCCAUCCCCGUUCGCGCCCAGAUACUAUUCCUCUGCACCCCGACCGAAGACCGAGGAAUCCAAGAGCGCGAUCUCUCCUCGCUGGCUCUCAGACACGAAAUCCCGGAUCGGACGAUGCAUCACCUUCGGCCUCUCUCCGAGGCUCGUCGACGAAGCCGGCCAAGUCCUGCACAUGCUGGCCCGGGACUGGCGCGAGCUCAUCGCGGGCAGCGAGGGCUACCUGACCUCGGAGAAGAGAGCGGGCCUGCACCGGCAGAACAUUGUCUGGGGCGAGCAGGACUCGAUGGGCCACGUCAACAAUGUGAUGUACGUCCGGUACGCGGAGAGCGGACGGUGCAAUUGGAUCCGCAAUUACAGCGGGCACAUUGACCCCGUGCACAAGAGGCAGUGGGAGGAACUAUUGACCUCGAGGGGCAUCGGCUUGAUCCUGAAGAGCAUCACGGUCGAUUUCAAGUUCCCCAUGACGUGGCCCGACCGGAUUUCCGUCUACCACAAGCUUCGGUCGCGGCCGAACGAGGCGACAGAGUCCCUGAUCCUGGACGUCUUGAUCAUGUCCGAAGUCCGCCAGCGGCCGGCGGCUCGGUGCUUGGAGGAUGUCGUGGUCUAUGACUACAGAGUGGGGAAGAAGAGCACCCUGGAGCCGUUUAUGCUCGAUCAGUUGAAGAAGACGUUUGACUUGCAAGAGGCCGCAAAGCGAGAGAACCAUGCCAAGAUCCAAUGGAUCGAGGAACGCGUGAGGUCCCUCGAGACCGGGUCCUGGGAUAGACACGAUGCGAAGGAAGAUCUCGGCAGCGCGGGAGGACAAUGAGGAUGGACCUUCCCUCAGCCCGAGAACUAGUCACAAGCCCGAAGGCUGCACUGCCCGUCCACCCUCGGCAACAAGCCGACAGGCAUUCCAUCGACAUUAUCACGACUUCUGUGAAAGUGGUGGCGGAGGCGAACUUGUCUUGUCCGGGGGUAUCACUGCAUUGAUUUCACUCGACUGGAAGUGUUCUUGAGAGCGGCCUCGUUGCCUGAAGACGGGCCCUUUCGCCUCAGAUUCUCACCCGCCCAGGCUUGGAUACAGAAGCAAAUAUGUGCGCCUGGCGUCGUUAUCCUCGAGCAAUUGCCCGUCUGUUUGAGAUUGCGAAGCGCCCUGAGCUGUCGCUCAUCAACGCGACCGAACCCCUCCCCUCUGGCCCAAGUCGUGGCGCAAGGUCCCAAAGUCCAGACGUGAAAGCAAUUUCGUGCGUGAAUGAUGGAUAAGAUCACGCGGUGCUAAUGGUGGGAUGGAUCCGAAAAGGAUGACAAGUCGGGAUCCAUGUAAGAUCAGACCUCUCUUCAGGGAAUCUCGCGCGUUUCGACUCUGCUGGGUGAAGGCAGAACUUUCGCUGGCUGUCAUCAUCAGCCAUCGACGACAAAGGGCGUUUCCGUUUUCGCACAUUGUUGUCCCGGGUAUGAAAUCGCAAUCAGCGACGACAACGAUAUUGCACGGUUGCCCGACGUCUGUGGGGCAGUGGGAGGUCAUCUCGGCAGAAGGCACAUCAGCUUUUCGUGGAUGGCAGCUCUCACCUUCCAAAACACGGAAUACGAUAUGAUAGAAAUGGAUAAUAGAUAACUAAUCAAAAACCGGUCUUGGAAUAGCACAGGGCUGAAUAGAAUGCAGGAAGAUGGGUG